GUUCGAGAGACAGGCGUUUCCCCAAAAGGUUACACGUUUCCCAUCCGGUGUAUUAGGUGUCUGGUGAAAAAGCUUGACUCUUGCAGUAUCAUCAGUAACUUUUAUCAAUGACGUUAUUAGUACAACUUUUUAGAUUUUGUAACAUUCCAGCGAUUGGAAUUAGCGAUGAAUGAAAUUCCCCACACAAGAGUUAUAUUAGUCAGCGUAGUUUGUUUAUUAGUAAUUGCAACUUUAAUUUAUGACAACACCAGCAAUGGAAAACUAGUAAAUAUCCAGAAGAUGUCCAAACUCUCCCCGUUAUACCAAACAGAUGUGAAUAAAUCUGAUAAAAAGAGGAAAUGUGAAGACAGAUGCUGCAAUGCAAAACGACAUUUCGUAUUCAUAAAAACUCAUAAAACUGCAAGCUCAACUAUCAAGCAUAUGUUGGAUAGAUAUAUUGCAAGGAAUAAUAUAACUACGGCAAAACCGUGGCCAGAGCCUUUCGUCGGAGGUUAUCCCGGACAUAUUAAUUUUAAAUUGGUGAAGAAGUCAGAUAAUGAACCACAUAAACAUAUUGAAGCGAUCAACGACCAUCUUCGAUUUGAUGCACAAGUUCUUAGACAGAAUAUGCCAAGUGACACUGUCUAUUUCACGAUACUUCGGGAACCAUGGGCUCAAUUUCAGUCGUCAUUUCACUAUUACAAUAAGUGGGCGGGCGAGCGAUUAAAACCAAACUGUUUGAACUUACCAAAUACACUAGUCAAGAACGGGUCUGUUAUGACGUCCACUCAAUUUUUACACCGGUGUGUAAAAGUGUUGGAUCGAAGGGUUCCUUGGUAUUUCAGAGCAAAGAAUUAUCAAGCCCAUGAUCUCGGUGUUGAUCCAUGGUUAACUGACCAACAACUGAUCAAAGAACGAAUUCAGCAGUUGGAGAGCAGCCUCGAUUUAGUUAUGAUAACUGAAUAUUUUGAUGUCUCGGUUAUUUUGCUCAAGGAUCUUUUAUGUCUAUCAUGGAACAACGUGGUGUACAAAAUUAAGAAGCACUUUACGUAUAAAACAGAGGAGUUGAGCAACAAAAAUAGAAACAUAUUUGAGCAAUGGAAUGCUUUGGACCAUGCACUCUAUCAGCAUUUUAACAAAACUUUGUGGCGAAAAGUAAGAGAGUACGGAGAAGAACGGAUGGAAAAGGACCGACAAAAAUUGAAUUAUCUUCUAAACAAGACAGUUCAAAAAACAGCAAAACAACAUCCCAAACAACAUCAACAUAUCAUAUCAAACACAUCGAUCAUAAACAUUAAGGAAAUAGCCAAAACCAUGUUUAGAUACUCCAUACCUGAAACUACAGCUGUUAAGAUUGCCAGUUAUAUGGGUGCUAAUUCUGGUGGUUGCAUGAGCACUACAUGAUGGUUGGUUGGUAUUUAAAUUGUUGACUUUUUUUACACCAUAAACUUAAAUAAAAGUUAUAAAAAACAAAAACCUAAUGGCCACAUUUGAACAAUUAGUGCUGAUCGACAAUUACCACUUCCACAAAUGUAGUUUCAUUGAACGCGUUCCACACGGCCAUCCACCGCACUAAUCUAAGACAAAGUUCUAACCUCUUUCGGUUUAAUUUUGAUCCCAAGUCAUCACUGUUGCUUCAGCAUUACUUAAGUUUUGUUUUUCACCAAUACACGAGUCAACCACCUGUCAUAAAAAGUCAUGAAUAAA
Ciona intestinalis (vase tunicate) is the source of this 1686-nucleotide messenger RNA. The record is from RefSeq and is a predicted model, not a curated record. NCBI's taxonomy places the organism in Eukaryota, Metazoa, Chordata, Ascidiacea, Phlebobranchia, Cionidae.